AUGCCUCCUAAGAAGUCUGCCAUUCUUGCGUCCGCCUCGAAGGCCGGUAAGAAGAAGAAGUGGUCGAAGGGCCGUGUUAAGGACAAGGCCCAGAACGCCGUCCACCUCGACAAGCCGCUGUACGAGAAGGUCAUCAAGGAGGUGCCCACCUUCAAGAUGAUCACGCCGUCGGUGCUGAUUGACCGUCUGAAGAUCAACGGCUCGGUCGCCCGCCUCGCCAUCCGCCACUUUGAGCGUGAGGGCCAGAUCAAGCCCCUGAUCCACCACCACGGUCAGCUGGUCUACACCCGCACCGGCAGCGACUAA
Molecule: messenger RNA, 306 nt
Organism: Malassezia sympodialis ATCC 42132
Lineage: Eukaryota; Fungi; Basidiomycota; Malasseziomycetes; Malasseziales; Malasseziaceae
Product: 40S ribosomal protein eS25
Source: RefSeq, a predicted model, not a curated record